AUUUUAUCCUCUGUCUUCCUCUCCUCUUUCUUUUCCCUCCUACUCUCUCCUCAUUUGACGUAGCAAUUCAACUGUUACCCGAGUGUUGUCGUUGAAAGAAAGAAGAGGAAAUGAGAAACAGUAACUCGAUUUGACCUCUUUGGUUCCGUGAUUGGACAUUUUGUUGGUAACAAGAGAUUUUCCUCUUUACUGGCUGGAUGGUUGUAAGGUGCAAUGGCAGUAAAGGUACAGGCAGUCAUAGCAGCCUGGAAGAGCUUCGAGUUGCACAGUGUACAGAGGGAACUGGAUGAGACAGCCUCAGAGCUUGCUACUCGUCAAGAUGAGUCAGAGCACUCCCGAAAGAAGCUGGUAGAACUCUCCAGGGAGUUCAAGAAGAACUCCCCAGAGGAUGUACGAAAGCAUGUGGCCCCAUUGCUGAAGAGCUUUCAAAGUGAAAUUGAUAACCUCAAUAAAAGGAGCAAGUUUGUGGAGACUGCAUUUUUGAAUGUUUAUAAGAAGGUGAUCGAUAUUAGUGAUCCACUUCCCACCCUUGAGUACUGUGUUGGCCUUGAGAAAAAGAUAGGCCGUCUUGCUGACCUCGAAAUUGAAAACAAGAAUCUGAGAGAAACUCUGCGUGAAUAUAAUGAAGAGUUCAAAGAAGUGAGAAACCAAGAUGUAACCAUCAAAGCACUCAAGGAGAAGAUAAAGAAUUAUGAAGAUCUUAUGGAUAACAAUGUGCAGACCAAGAUUAAGGAGAUGGAAAGAGAGCUUUCACGUCAGUAUGCUGAGAAGGAGAGGCUGCUAGAGGAGACACAAGAAUCUGUAAUGAGGAGGCUGCAGGAUGCCGAAUCAAGAGCCCAGACUCUCCAGUCCACCCUGGACCAGACCCAAUCAGAACUGUUUGAGCUGAAGAGCAAGUCUGAAGAGUCAAAUUUUGCCCGGUCAGAUGAAAUUAACAUCCUGUUGAAUGAUCUUGAGCGGGCAAAUCAGAGAGCCACCAUAGCUGAAAGAGAAUCUGCACAGCUCAAGGAACAGCUUCAGAGUUUAACUGCUGCUCAUAAUUCACUGACAGAAAACAUGUCUGUCAUGAGUACCUCUGUUAAUGAAGUUGAACUGUCUGCAGAGACCUUAGCAAGAUCAUCUCUUGAGAUAGAAUUGGCAUCUAAGGACAAGGAAAUAUCCCAAUUGGUAGAAGAUAUCAAACAGCUGCAGAAUUCCCUCAAUCUUCUUAGGGAAAGUUCCUCUAGCCAAAUUCGGGCCCUUGAAGAAAAUCAGGAAAGUAAUACUCAUACCAUUGCUACCUUGGAAGCCAAAGUUCAGCAGCAAAGGGAUUAUGAUGAAAUCAAAAGGGAACUGAGUAUCAUGAAGUCUGUUGAAUUUAGUUCCAUUUCUAAGGAUGGCGGAGAAGAGAGCAGUUUUGAAAGCUCCUCUAAACCACUAGAAGUGCUCCUCUUAGAGAAGACAAAGGUUUUGCAGAAUGAAAAUACUGCACUAAAACAAAUGAAUAGUAAUAUGAAUAAAAAGACAGUAGAGUACGAACAGGAGCUCACAACACUACGUUCUCUUGCUGCUGAACAAAAGGAUUUGAUAUUACACCUUGAAUCUGACCUCUCAUCAGUCCAGACCCUUUCCUCUUUGUACCGUGGUGAAGGUGAAGGUUCUUCAGUGCCAGAAAUAGUAGCCGAGGCAGUUAGGGCUUCUACAAGUAGCACCCCUCCUCUCGGUACCCCUCAGUCUUCAGUCACUGAUACACCAACUCCAGUACAAGGAGGAAUCCCACCAGACUUUUCAUCAGCAGCAGAAUCUAUUUUACCAAUCAUUUCUUCUCAGAGGGAGCGUUUCCGUCAACGUAAUGAGGAGUUAGAAGCUGAACUGACUGGAAAAAGUCAGCAAGUAGUACUUCUUCAAAAUGAAUUGGAUAAUCUUCGUGCUGAUAACCUGAAACUAUAUGAAAAGAUUAGAUUUCUCCAGUCUUACCAAGGGCGACAAAGCAGUGAAGAUUCUGCAGCAGAAUCACGAUAUAGUAGCCAGUACGAAGAGGCACUAGAUCCCUUCUCGUCAUUCUCGCGUAAAGAGAAGCUACGCCGGUAUUCAGCUCUUAGCCCAUUUGAAAAAGUGACCUUGUCAAUGGGGAGGUUUAUAUUAGGCAACAAAACAGCACGGACUGUAACUUUCAUGUACACUGCCUUAGUUCACUGUCUGGUAUUCCUUGUACUUUACAAAUUGGCCCAUACAGAGUCAUGUAAGCGUGAUUUUGCUUCUGACUGUGCUCAGAAAUUUGCAGAGCAUAUGAAUCAGGUUCAUGGUCAUAGUGAUUUCCAUGACUUUAACCAGUAGAUCAUAGAGUGAUUAUAUCUAUAGCACAAAAGGUACAGUUGGUUGAUAAACAUAGAAAAGAGAUAUGGUGUUUUUUUAAGUUUAUAUUUAAUAGUGCAUAAAUGAGUAUAGCUUUUAUCUCCUGUGAUGGCUAAAUUUCUAAAGAUUGAAUAAACAUUCCUAUAUUCUUGCCUGACCAUAUUAAUAUGGAAAAUUCAGUUGU
This is a messenger RNA of Penaeus vannamei (Pacific white shrimp), 2518 nucleotides long. NCBI's taxonomy places the organism in Eukaryota, Metazoa, Arthropoda, Malacostraca, Decapoda, Penaeidae. The record is from RefSeq and is a predicted model, not a curated record.